UACACUAUGUCCGUGUCCAACACACUCCAACUCAACUGCUGGUUUGUAGAGGAUGAGCCCAGUCGCAUCUUCAUAGUCAGAAUCAAAGGAACGCAAGCUGUUGGUGACCUGCAGGAACUCAUCAAAAGCAAGAAGUCACAAUUCCGAAACAUAGAUGCUGAUGCUCUCAUUGUUUCCAAGGUCGCCCGCAAAAUUGAUUUGAUGAACGACAUUACGAGGCCUGAGCCUCGCCACCUCCAACAACAUGAGGUCCGGAGGUUGCAUGCCUGGUUCCCCCUGUCGGAAGUGUUCAAUACCCAACCAAACGUUAACCAGCUCCACAUUGUCGUCUCUACAAUAGAACUUCCGGCAAAAGAUGAAGAUUACGGUUAUUUUGAUUGACUAUUAGGAUGCGGAGGCAACUUUGUAAAGGACUCUUUAGUAUAAUGGCACUUGUGGCGAGGAAACACGAUAUCGUACUAUAAGCUGCAGGCUUUUGUCUGACGGCCCUAUGCAAUCUAGGCAUUGUGGAGUGGCUGUGUCAAGAUCUAGGUUUGCUGCUGUGCGGAGCCUGUAGGAGGAUUAGGAGAUUUUUACACGCAUGUGGAAUGGCUGUGUCUCACCAGUUU
Suillus paluster is the source of this 608-nucleotide messenger RNA. RefSeq lists its product as uncharacterized. The record is from RefSeq and is a predicted model, not a curated record. The coding region runs from base 7 to 381 and encodes 124 amino acids. The transcript has 3 exons. Lineage: Eukaryota; Fungi; Basidiomycota; Agaricomycetes; Boletales; Suillaceae.